Messenger RNA from Thalassophryne amazonica, 2001 nucleotides. Its product is annotated as transmembrane protease serine 9-like. Gene Ontology annotation, molecular function: serine-type endopeptidase activity. Lineage: Eukaryota; Metazoa; Chordata; Actinopteri; Batrachoidiformes; Batrachoididae. Gene Ontology annotation, biological process: proteolysis. The record is from RefSeq and is a predicted model, not a curated record.
AUGGUGCACGCCUGCCCCUUGGUGCGAUGUUUCGUGGUGCGCUCAUACGAGAGCUACCACCUGUGCGGACGCCCGAUGCACAACAGUAAGAUUGUUGGAGGUGAAGAUGCUGACGCUGGACGUUGGCCCUGGCAGGCGAGUUUGUGGUGGUUUGGCUUCUAUAUCUGUGGUGGUUCCCUCAUCAACAGAGAGUGGGUGAUGUCUUCUGCUCACUGCUUCCCCAGAUCACGCACAUUUGGGUUGUCUGUUUCCCUCGGCAGCAUCAACCUAAAAGACCAAAACAAAGUGUCCAGAGGUGUUGCUGAAAUUGUUGUGAAUCCACAUUAUAACAGCGACACAUUUGACAAUGAUGUCGCUCUGAGCAGACUCUCGUCACCCGUCGUCUUCACAGACAGUGUCAGACCUGUUUGUCUGGCGGCCAGCGGGCGCGUGUUCAACACCGGCAUUGACAGCUGGGUGACGGGAUGGGGAGUGGUUGAAGAAGGAGGGCUGAUUUCAAAAACUCUACAAGAGGUCAACGUGCCGGUUAUUGGAAACAGACAGUGCAACUGUCUCAUUGGAGUUGGAAUUAUUACACACAACAUGAUCUGUGCAGGAUCCCUGGAAGGAGGAAAAGAUGCAUGUCAGGGUGACUCAGGAAGUCCAAUGGUGAACAAGCAAGGCUCCAUCUGGAUCCAGUCUGGACUCGUUAGUUUUGGUAUUGGAUGUGCUCGGCGAAAUCGGCCGGGUGUUUACUCCAGAGUGUCCAGGUACCAGUCCUGGAUUAACUCCCUCAUCAACAUGGAUAAACCAGGCUUUGUCCUCUUCACCUCGAACGUUCCAGAUCCUGACAGUAGCUACACGUGUCCUCAGCUGGCAGCACCACCAAGAGCAUCGUCAACAACACCAACAAAAGCUUUAAUGACAUCUGCACGUAAGUCUCACUUGCCAUCAUGUGGCCACACCCUUAUGAACAGCCAUGCCAAAGGUGACAGUGGUGUUGCAUAUGGGUGGAUGUGGCCCUGGAUGGUCAGCAUCCAUAAAGACAGGGUCUACAUUUGUGCUGGAACACUCAUCAAUGCCAACUUUGUCCUUACUGAUGCCCAGUGCUUCUCCACUCCCCAUCCAGACGUCAGCGAAUGGAGCGUCCUGCUGGGCCAUCAAUAUGUGAACGCUUCUGACGAGUUUGAGUUGUCUGUGGGUGUUGUGAACAUUAUAGUAAGCAGCUUGACGGGUUCCAACAUUGCCCUGUUACAGCUCGCUCAAACAGUCAGCUAUGGAAUUUCUAUACAGCCCGUGUGUGUGAACUAUAACAACGCCAACUCUUUCCCCAAUGGAAGUGCAUGCUGGAUUGUUGGGUGGGAUACGAAGAACGGCAAACACAAUGGCUCAAGAUUACGGGAUAUUGAAACUGAAGUAACGAGCUGUGGGAACAUUUCCGAUCCUGACGUCAUUUGCACCAAGGCUGUGGACCUUCAACUGGGGGAUCAGGGAGGACCUCUGAGGUGCAAGUCUGGAUUGUCUUGGUUCCAGGUGACCACCGUGCACAAUCAGUCUGGCCACGCAGAUAUACAGGUCUUCACCAAAACGUCCAGAUUCAGUUCCUUCUUAACAGAGAUCGUGGGCAACAUGCCGUCAUCACCUGCGGCUGAUAAUGCAGCACAUGCACCUGGUUUCUCCUUUUCUGUACUCCUCUUUUUUACUGUCCCCCUUUAUUCCAAAAUCUUGAUGUUCUGAACUCAGAUUGACACAGUUUAUAAACCUCCAGCUGUACUGCGUAAAGCCUCUUACAGUAUCUUAGGACCACUGUCAAGAACAUUAUGAGGUUUAUUACAACAUAUUUAACUGUAUUAUACUGGAAAAUAGAGGAAAUGUGAAAUAGUGCAUGAAAAUGUAUUAUGUGAUAAUAUGUGUUCAUGCAUUUCUAUGCAUGUAAAAUGUGUGAAUGUAAUUCUUCUAAUACAUGAAAUGUGAUUUUUUUUUUACCAGAUGUUUAUUAUAUAUUUAUUACACAUAAAAAUA